AUGCUUAUCUUUACUUUCCAGUUUGAAUCUGGUCAGCCCUCUGCCUGUGCCAGUAUAAUAUAUCCUGUGCAAGGCUGCAAGUGUCCUAGCUGCCUGAUGCUCUAAAGCUGCAAAGAACCAGGCAAGGGAAACAGUCCUCCCCUGCGCGGUGGAAGGUUAUAACCAUGUUUGAGGAUUGAGCCUGUGCCCGGAUGCUGCUCCAGUUGCCCUUUUGCCUAGUCCACACCUGCCCUGCUAACCUGGAACCAGUUCUGUUUGUCAUGGGUGGUCUUCCCCGUCCCCAGCAGUGGAGGGAACCUAGCAAGUCACAUCCGGCAAAGGGGGGUGCGAGGGGCGGAGCUCGCCCCAGAGAAGAGACCCCGCCUGCCACCAGCGUCCUACUGCGGCAACAACACCACAGUCCUGCCGGUGCUUCCGGACCUCUCCAUCCAGAGAUUCAGCAGGAGAUGGCGGGCCAGGGAAUUGGAGUUCUGGAGCUGGCCGUGCACCCACCGCCUGGGCAAGAGCAGGAUGUGCGCCUCGUCCCGGCGUCCAGCGUCCCCGGAGCUGGGGCACACGGGUCUUCCGACCUUACAGCCAGCCCCGGGACCACACUGCCUGCCCCAGAAAACACUGGAGAGGCUCCCACGCCCAGCGUCCUGAACCCGGAGGGCUGUAUGCAAGGAUGGGGGACUCAGGUGGGGACCGGAGGAAAGGCCCAGGAAGUGACGACUGAGGAGGCCACCGUAGCCGCGGAGAAGCCUGUGGAGGUGGGGGAAAAGCUGGAGUGCGUUGCAGAGGCCCAGGCGAGCUUGGGGAUUCUGGACCUAGGGGCCCUUAUCGUAGACCCGCUGGAGGCCAUCCAAUGGGAGCUGGAGGUCAUGAGUGCCCAGGCUGACGGGGCCAGGGCCUACCUUCCGCUGGAGCGCAGGUUUGGGAGGAUGCGCCGUUUGCACCUAGCCCGCCGGAGCUUCAUCAUCCAAAACAUUCCAGGCUUUUGGGUCACUGCUUUUCUGAACCACCCACAGCUGUCAACCAUGAUCAGCCCUAGGGAUGAAGACAUGCUUGGCUAUCUGAUAAAUUUGGAGGUGAGGGAGCUCAGACACACCAGAACAGGUUGCAAGUUCAAGUUCCUGUUUGGGAGCAACCCCUACUUCCAAAAUGAGACGAUAGUGAAAGAGUAUGAGUGUAGACCUUCAGGCCGGGUGGUGUCCAAGGCUACUCGCAUCCGCUGGCACCGAGGCCAGGAACCCCCAGCCUUGGUGCACAGGAACCGCGACACCAUGCGAAGCUUCUUCAGCUGGUUUUCACAGCAUAGCCUUGUAGAAACUGACAGGGUGGCCCAGAUCAUUAAAGAUGACCUGUGGUCCAACCCUUUGCAGUACUACUUACUGGGGCAACGGCCCUGCAGAGCUAGACCAGGCUUUGCAAGGUGGUCACCAGAGGCUCUGCAUAGGCCCUAUGGGUUCCAGUCUGGCUAAGUCCUGCUCCAGUACAUGGCACCUACGUAGGACUACUCCUCUGCCGGUGAACCUACCUACCUAUGUCCAUGCCAGAGCGCUGCCGUUUGCUUCCUCUCCUGUGAA
This is a messenger RNA of Alexandromys fortis (reed vole), 1565 nucleotides long. Its product is annotated as putative testis-specific Y-encoded-like protein 3. The coding region runs from base 192 to 1460 and encodes 422 amino acids. Gene Ontology annotation, biological process: nucleosome assembly. The transcript has a single exon. Gene Ontology annotation, cellular component: nucleus; chromatin. Gene Ontology annotation, molecular function: histone binding; chromatin binding. The record is from RefSeq and is a predicted model, not a curated record. NCBI's taxonomy places the organism in Eukaryota, Metazoa, Chordata, Mammalia, Rodentia, Cricetidae.